CACCUGUUCCAUACGGAACGAAUGAAAAAAUACCUAAAUUAGUCUUUCUUUUAUUAUAAAAUAAAAUGCCCACAUAUGAAUUAGCGUUGAUGUUACGGGCUAUGCCUAAACCAGAACUUAAGACCACAUUAAGGCGCGUGUCAAAUGCUAUAUUUGAUCGUGGUGGAAUUAUAAGGAAUAUAGAAAACUUGGGAUUCAGGCCAAUGCCUUACAAAACCAGUGCUCACAACCUAGUACAUCGAGAAGCUAAUUAUUUCAUGUUCAAGAUCGAUACAGCAACUCAAACCGUUGCCGAUUUGAAAGAAGAAUACAGUAGAGAUGUGGAUAUUAUCAGACAGCGAGUAUUCAAAGUGAAAGAGGAAAGUAACCAUAUUUGCACCCUGGAAUCUGAACUUUUGCCGCCCGCUUACCGCGACGAAGUUCAAAAGAUGAUAGAGAUCGGAAAGACGCAAGUCAAUAGGUUCACAUAUAAGUUCAAAUAUAAUUCUGGUUUAGACUAUUAUCCUUUCCAGAAAUAGUAAUCAUCCGUAAAUGGUUGACAUAAUUCUAUAUAAUAGUUAGAAUUUUUAUAAAACUAGUUGAUUAAAUUAUGCUUAAUUAAAUGCAUUCUUUUAUUCAUGAGCAUAACCAAAAAUUAGUAGCAGUAGAGCUGCUUGUAAAAGUUUGUCUAGGGAAGUACUGCCACCUUACCUAUUUCUG
Hyposmocoma kahamanoa is the source of this 699-nucleotide messenger RNA. It is a transcript of the gene mRpS6, whose product is annotated as probable 28S ribosomal protein S6, mitochondrial. The coding region runs from base 66 to 518 and encodes 150 amino acids. Gene Ontology annotation, biological process: translation. The transcript has a single exon. Gene Ontology annotation, cellular component: ribosome; mitochondrial small ribosomal subunit. Gene Ontology annotation, molecular function: structural constituent of ribosome; small ribosomal subunit rRNA binding. Lineage: Eukaryota; Metazoa; Arthropoda; Insecta; Lepidoptera; Cosmopterigidae. The record is from RefSeq and is a predicted model, not a curated record.